AUGUGCCCGGAAAUUUUGGCCACCCCUUUGCGUGACGUCAUUCGGCCAGCCGUGACGUUCCUCCUCCGCGAGGCGCAAGUCCGGGGGAGGGAUCUCCGCCACGUCAUCAACCGCCGGCCGCGUCUGCUUACUCGCAGCGUGGAUCGCCAGCUCCGGCCGACCCUUUACUUUCUCCAAGGUACCAUCGGCAUUGAGGAUGUCAGCAGGUGCGCGCCGCUCUUAUCUUGCUGUGUGGAAACCAAAUUCAUUCCUCGUCUGGACUAUUUUUUAAAACUCGGGCUUCCUAAAAGGGACGCCAUUUCGCUCUUCCGGAGGUUCCCGUCGUUGUUUUGUUACAGUGUGGAGGAGAAUUUAGAGCCCAAAUUUAAUUACUUUCUGGUGGAAAUGGGGAGGGAGCUGAGGGAAUUGGUUGAUUUUCCGCAUUAUUUUUCUUUUAGCUUAGAGAAUAGGAUAAAACCCCGGCAUAAGAUGUGUGUGGAUAAAGGAGUGUAUUUGUCUCUGCCUGUGAUGUUGAAGACCCCGGAAUCCCGGUUUCGAAAGAGGUUGGACGUUUGCUGUAAUUCUUCAAUUCCUUUGAGAAGUUCUCCAUUAUGGCGUAACAAUGGAACUCUCGAUGAAGAGGCGAUUCCCUCUGGCUCUGCAAUAAGUCGUAUGUAUAAGAAACUUGCUGCUAUGAAGAUUGAUCACAGCUUGAUGUUGCAAUUUGCAUCAUUGAGAGUGGAAACAUCUGCCCUUUUUACAGCUUAA
Molecule: messenger RNA, 747 nt
Organism: Oldenlandia corymbosa var. corymbosa
Lineage: Eukaryota; Viridiplantae; Streptophyta; Magnoliopsida; Gentianales; Rubiaceae
Source: the annotation of a GenBank genome assembly